CCGUAGUUAACGCGUCACGUACGUUUACCGGAAGUUUAUAAACACAUCUUCGAGAACACGCAUGAAGAAAACAUGGAGCUGUUUGUAAUUUCGCCAGAUUUGAAGUUUAAUAAUCUUACUGUCGCUCCGGACUCGACUGUCAGCGACCUUAUCGAUCAUUUUACCGUUAAAAAUGGUGUAUCUUUGACGGAUUUCUACGUGAGCAGUAAUGGCCGUUUGUCUCGCAGUAAUGACCUGCUUCAGUCUGGAGUUGUGUAUCGUCUGGAGCCCCGGCUGUGUGGAGGAAAAGGAGGAUUCGGCUCCAUGUUGAGAGCUCUCGGUGCGCAAAUUGAAAAGACCACAAAUCGUGAGGCCUGCCGAGAUCUGAGUGGAAGAAGACUUCGAGACGUCAAUCAUGAGAAAGAAAUGGCGGAAUGGUUGAAAAAGCAGGCGGAUCGAGAGGCGGAGAAGGAGCAGCGUCGCCUGGAGCGGAUUCAGAGGAAACUGGCUGAGCCCAAACAUUAUUUCACAGACACCAAUUAUGAGCAGCAGUGCCAUGACCUCUCAGAGAGACUGGAGGACUCUGUGCUCAAAGGCAUGCAGGCUUCCUCUAGCGGUCUCGUUCAGGCGGACGAGGGUCCGAGCCUCAAGCGCGCAAAUCCAACAGACAGUAAAAAGAAAGCCAAGAAGAAAUGUUACUGGACCGGCAUGGCAGGGCUAGAGGAAAUGGCCAGCUCUAGUGAAGGAAGUGAUGACAGCGACAGUGAAGUCUCUCCGUCUACCUCUGGAGCUUCCUGUAGUUCUGGUUUUCCUAAACCAGUCGUUUCAGCUCAUAAAGCAGACCCCCAGGAGCAGCCCUCUUCCUCAAGUCCCGCACAGAGAAAACACAACCAGGAGGAGCUGCAGAAACGGGACAAGGAGGAGUGUACAAGUGAAAUCAGCAGCUCUUCCUCCAGUCCUGCUGCAAACAAUGAAAAACUCAACCAGGAGGAGACCAAUGAAAUCAGCAGCUCCUCCUCCAGUCCUGCUCCAAAGCCUACAGAAGUCAACCAGCAGGAGAUGGAGACUGAGAUGGAGUGUACAGCUCAAAUCAGCAGCUCGUCUUCAAGUCCUGCUGAACACAGCGAGGAGGAGGUGCAGCAGACGGCUGAGAGGGUGGAGAAGAUGGCUGAGGAGGUGCAGAAGACGGCUGAAGAGGUGCAGAAGAAAACUGAGGAGUCUACAGCUGAAAUCAGCCCAAGCAGCAGCAUCCCUGAGGAGAAAUCACAGGUUGAGGAUCCGCUGGAUCUGCUCUCUGUGAGUGGGCCGGAGCAGCUGGAGGCUUUGGGUCUGGAGAGGCUGAAGAAGGAGCUGAUGGAGAGAGGGAUGAAGUGUGGAGGAACACUGCAGGAACGAGCUGCGCGUCUGUUUUCUGUUAAAGGACUGACCCCUGAUCAGAUUGAUCCUUCACUCUUGGCCAAACCCAGCAAGGGCAAGAAGAAAUAGCAGUCCAAAUCCACUGCUGUGACGAAAAAUUGUUUGAGAAAUUUAUUAGUCAUCAAUUCUGAGAUUUAAAAAAUGUAUCGCCGUUUAAUUUGAGGUUAGUUUUUAACACAGAUGGCGCUGUGUGCUUUACAAACACUACUCAAAGCUAAGUUUGGGAAGUUUUUUCCUAGUUUGGGAAGGUUUAUGUGGAUUUCAAGAGUGUCAAUAGUGGGCUGUAUUUACGUUAAUCUUGUGACAAGAGCCGACUUGCAUUACAUGCUAAACACUCAAGGGCUCAAAAGUUUUUGAGUGUAUAGAUAAACUAGCCCAGAGCACUGUCUGCUGUUUUUAAAACUAGCCUAGAGUUCUGUCUGCUAAUAAAAACUAGCCUAGAGCACCGUCUGCUAAUAAAACUAGCCUAGAAUGCCGUCUGUUAAUAAAAACUAGCCUAUAGAACAACUUGUUAAAAAAAAAAAAAAAAAAACAAGCCUAGAGUGCCGUCUGCUGAUUAAAAACUAGCCUAAAGUGUUGUUUGCUGAUUUAAAAACCAGGAUAGAGUGCCAUCUGCUGAUUAAAAACUAGUGUAGAGCGCAGUCUGCUGUUAAAACUCAAGGUUAGAAUCAGUUCAAGAGCAAAUAGGAAUGCAUUUUGAAAAUCACAGAAUUGUCAAACCAUUAUUUUCUGCCUAAGCUCAAAUUGUCUUUGCUGAUUUGCAUAUCUUGUUUGGCAUGUCCGUAGUUUUUUUUUAAGAUGUCUUUUGUAAAACUCAAGCACCUCAUUUUGGAAAAUCUUUCAUUUUGAAAAAAGAUGCCCCUCAAGAUUUAGUCGUAUACAGAUGAAUCAGGUGUCAGUUUUACUUUGAUCCACCACAUAGGGCAUUUUAUCACCACCCUUUUGUCUUUAUAGUAAAAUGUGUACAUUUAUAAAUGCAAAGCUCGGGCUAACUUUAUUUAGUGAUGUGUUUGUAGUCAUUGUAAAUAGCUAUUUUAAUUCAUGCAGAUGUCAUUUGGUGCGGUCUACAAAGUCAUUUAACUUGUUUCUAAUCAAGCCAACAAGUUGUUCACAUUGCACAGUAUUUGAUUGUAUUAUAUGAUCCUACUUUGUAAUGGAGUAAAAUAGUAAUACAGUU
Molecule: messenger RNA, 2572 nt
Organism: Danio rerio (zebrafish)
Lineage: Eukaryota; Metazoa; Chordata; Actinopteri; Cypriniformes; Danionidae
Source: RefSeq, a predicted model, not a curated record